Phodopus roborovskii (desert hamster) is the source of this 1255-nucleotide messenger RNA. Its product is annotated as centrosomal protein of 19 kDa-like. Gene Ontology annotation, cellular component: centriole; ciliary basal body; spindle pole. The record is from RefSeq and is a predicted model, not a curated record. Gene Ontology annotation, biological process: trans-Golgi to periciliary membrane compartment transport; microtubule anchoring at centrosome. NCBI's taxonomy places the organism in Eukaryota, Metazoa, Chordata, Mammalia, Rodentia, Cricetidae.
CAGAUCUCAAGUUUACCCUGAAUUAUAUGUGAAAAUGAAAUGCAUUGCCAAGAAAUGCGGAAUUAGGUUCCAACCCCCAGCUAUCAUCUUAAUUUAUGACAAUGACACCGAGGGAAAGAGUCGCCAGCGCAUCAUGCCAGUCCGAAACUUCUCCAAGUUCUCAGAUUGCACCAGAGCUGCUGAACAAUUAAAGAAUAAUCCACGGCACAAGAGUUACCUAGAGCAGGUGUCCCUGAAGCAGCUGGAAAAGCUGUUCGUUUUUUUACGAGGUUACUUGCAGGGGCAGAGCUUGGCAGAAACGAUGGAACAAAUUCCGGAAACAACCAUUGACCCCGAGGAAGACCUGAACAAACUAGAUGACAAGGAGCUCGCCAAAAGGAAGAGCAUCAUGGAUGAACUUUUUGAGAAAAAUCAGAAGAGAAAGGAUGAGCCCGGUUUUGUGUAUGACGUUGAAGUUGAGUUCCCUCAGGAUGAACAGCUGCUGUCCUGCAGCUGGGACACGGAGUCAGCUGAUGAGUUCUGAGACCUGCUGCCCCAUAUCUCCACAAAGAACUAGGACUGAUCCUAGAAAAUCUGUAAACAUGUGCUGUGUAGGCCGAUGAGAAACAACAACAAAAGUAGUAUAGGAAGAUAUUUUAAUAAUAUUACUCAGGAACGAGAUUAGAAUCAGAUUUUCAAUGAAGGCUAGAGAAGGCUGGCAUAGCAGGGAAGGCUCUCUCUCAGCAGUGUGCGUGGCCCUGGAACGCUACAUGUAUUUUUGUAGAAAUCUAGAUGAAGCAAAGGGGUAAGGAUGUAGUGAAGAGACAAGACAUAGAAAAUUUUGAGAAUGAAUAAUUAUAGUUUGGCAAGAUUGAAAUUAACCUGUGUUCAUUAUGUGUCUGUGUGUAUUUAACUGUGGGGUAGACAAAAACACCUGCAAAAUGCCUCACAGCUACAAGUGCAUGCAGCCUGACAGACAAAAGCAAUUCUGUCCCUCCACAAUCAGGAAAUGUCUACUAAAGUUACCGUGAAACCCAGAACCACUUCCUGUGAGAGGCUGGUUUAUACAGUGGGAAAUUACCCACAGUGAGUGAGCACCACAUCUGCUUGUUCAGACCUGCACAGUUGAGAUGUACAGUGAUCUCAGGCCAUUUAACAAGGCCGCCGUGUGCAGAUGUGUUUAUUCGUACUAAAAUAUUAUCUGAUCAAUAGAAAUCAUAUGUUUUCUACAAGGAAACCAUUAUUCAUUGAAUAAAGCUGUAACUGUGAGUGUUAA